UUCUUUAGCCAUCAAAUUUCCAAGUGAAGGUUGCGAAUUGACCGGUGACAGAAACAAAGAGGUAAAAAGCAUAUUACAGUUUCAACUCAUCAACCAAGGACGCAUCGGUCAGUCUCAAUAUGAAGUAAAAUACUCGUCCAUGAUACUCGGAAUAGCAGUGAGGACAUGAACUAUCAACAGCUCUGUGCGUUUUCUCAGCCCUCAGAACUUUCCUGCAGUUAUUUGUAAACGUUUUUCUCCAGGUUGCGACUAAGAGUGUUACUGGGAUUGUUAUUCAGUUGCCUUAGUUACUUUAGCGAAACAGGGCUGUUCCUUAUCCCAGAUAUUACAAGUUCUUAAAAGCCCGAGUAUAAAACUGAAAGAUUAACUGAAAUAGGCGAAUCGCCUAUUUAAUAUGUCAAACUAUUCUCGCAUUUUAUUGGUUCUUACUUAUUAUCUAUAGGAGGACAGACGUGUAGAUUAUGUCAUUAUCACUUUUUUUGUUUCUUUACUAUAUAAAAAAAAUAGAUUCCACGUUGACAUAUAUCUGUUCAGUAGAUCGCAGAAGACGUCAAGAUGUGGUAAGAACAUCAGUGACACACUCGCCUAACGGCUCGUGUGCCACUUUCAUGUUCUUACUAUAUUUAUUACUGUACAGACGCACGACAACAUGGAAUCUAUUUAUUAAUGUGUAACAGAUUCACUUGGCAUCUUGUCUUUUUAAACUCGUCCCUUGUACCAACAAUUCUGCUACGUGAUAGUGCAAAGAAAGCAUCUUGAGGAACACGUGACUGUCACGUGCCCGUGGAGGAUCCUUGGAUGUGGUUAUUGCAGUGAGCCACACCCAGAGUGUAAGAUGAAGGACCACAUUGAAAAGUACAGCAAGUUCCCGGUAACUUGUCCCAACAGUUGUGGGGUUCUUACUCUCAGGGAAAUGAUUGCAAAUCACACGGAAGACGAUUGUCCUUUAACCAUGAUGCCUUGUCCUUAUGAACAGAUGGGCUGCAAAACAAAGAUUCAACGACGUGAAAUGGGAUCCCAUCUGCAAUCUGCCAUGAGACUCCAUCUUGACUUAGCUUGUGUGAAAAUAAAUACCACUGAAGAAACAUUAAACGAAACACGGAAGUUAGGUUACAUAACACAGAAUUAAAGUUAAAUGACAUGCAAGAUACAACAAGGAAACUGAUGGAAAAACUCGACAAACUCGAAAAGAAAAAGAGGGAGGAUAAAGGGAAUACAACUGAAACCAAAAAAAUUAAUGAAGGCGAAACACGAACCUUUCAAUUUCCCACGGGUGUUUGUUUGGAAAUUUAUUAAUUUUAGUGAAAUUUUGAGACAAGCAAAGACCGGCGAACAGAUCCUAAAAAUAGAAACUACUUCCUUCUGCACGGAAAGAUAUGGCUAUAUUUUAAAAAUAGCAAUGUAUCCCAAUGGUUAUGGUGAUUGUAUGAAUACUCACCUCACGGUGUUCAUUGUUGUAAUGAAAGGUGAAUAUGACGCUAUAUUACC
Messenger RNA from Orbicella faveolata, 1488 nucleotides. Its product is annotated as TNF receptor-associated factor 6-like. NCBI's taxonomy places the organism in Eukaryota, Metazoa, Cnidaria, Anthozoa, Scleractinia, Merulinidae. The record is from RefSeq and is a predicted model, not a curated record.